Molecule: messenger RNA, 644 nt
Organism: Paramecium primaurelia
Lineage: Eukaryota; Ciliophora; Oligohymenophorea; Peniculida; Parameciidae
Source: the annotation of a GenBank genome assembly
GAGAAAUUAAAUCUUUUUUUAAAAUAUAAAAAAAUGGUUAAAAACUCAGCAUAAGACCCAUAAGAUAAUUCACUCUAAAUGAAAGUAAUUGAUUAAAGUGCUAUUGAUUUAGAUUAGAUAAUAUUUGGUUUCAGGAAGAAGACUUCCAUCUAAAGAAGACCCAAAUCCAAAAGUGAUUAGUAUGAGAAUCUUUGCAAGAAAUACAGUUGCUGCUAAAAGCAGAUUCUGGUAUAGCAUGAUUUAAUGGUUAGGUGGAAUUUAAGAAGACUUAAUAAACUCAAACCAUCACAUGGAUAGAUCUUAGCAGUAUAAGAAUUAUUUGAAAGAAGAGACACAAAUGUUAAAACAUAUGGAAUUGUUCUUAAAUAUUAAUCAAGAACAACUAUUCAUAAUAUGUAUAAGGAAUUCAGAGACACAACCUUAAAUGGAGCAGUCUCUUAAUUAUGUAAUAAUAUUUGCUGAAGAAUAUUUUAGAUUAAGAAAUGGCUGGAAAUCAUAGAGCUUAACCAUAAACAAUUCAUAUUCUCNGGUAACACAUUUUCUGGUCUUUUUUUAAAAUGUACAAUAAUUUCUACUUCUUCAUUAAUUUUAUCUAUUUGAACAAAAAAAGGAAGAUGCCAUUAAAUUGGUUAAUCAUUAUAUGA